This is a messenger RNA of Camellia sinensis, 1604 nucleotides long. The record is from RefSeq and is a predicted model, not a curated record. Lineage: Eukaryota; Viridiplantae; Streptophyta; Magnoliopsida; Ericales; Theaceae.
AUGGUUAUUGAUUCAAAAAUUGUUGGUGAUGUGAAGGACCCGCGUGGUAGUGCACAUGAUAUCUCCAAAUCAGAAGGGACUUUGUUAUCCAAAUUAAUGUCAGGUACAGAAGGAUCAUCAGAGGAAAGAGUUACAAACAAAAUACAAAGAUUUACAGCCACAAGUGCAAAAAUAUCAAAAUAUCUUUACUCCAAAAUUCAGAUAUCCCAACUGGAAAUUGAAGAAAAUUCACGAGAAAUUGUUAUUUGUCCUUGGAUAAAACGAAUUGAUGAUGCAAAGCAAAAGCAUGUGUUCGCAAGAGAGCUGGCAAAAAGACUGAUCGAAAAAGAAAAUGGUUGGAGUGAUUACCUAUAUUGCGAAAAUUUUCAUGUUUCUGGAUUGGGCUGCGUUGGAGAAACUUCGUCACAGAAUAAGAAGAAUAGAGUGGUAGACCCACUUAUCCUAGCAACAAAGCACGGCAUCCAUGAGAUGGUAGAGGAAAUCCUUGAAAAAUUCCCUAAUGUUGCAACUACAUUUGAUGAGAAUGGAAGAAAUAUACUGCACAUGGCAGCACAGUUGAAAGAUAGAAUUCUCUAUGACUACUUGAAGAAGACUGUUAAUCACGCAGAUAGGAUGAUGGCCAAUGUUGAUAAACAUGGAAACACCAUCUUGCAUCUUACAGCCUAUGAGUGCAAGCAGGGUCAUUUUCUCGCAACUCAUUUUGGACCUAUAAACCGAAUGUCAUGGAAUGUAUUUUGGUUCAAGCGUGUACAGAAUGACUGUCAUCCACAUUUGAUAUAUCAUCAAAACAUUGAGGGUAAGACACCAAAAGAACUAUUUGAGGAAGAGCGCGAGGACAUGAUAAACAAAGCUGAGAAAGUAGUCAAAGAUAUCAAUUGCUGCUUGAUGCUUGUUUCUACUCUAAUUGGCAUGGUCAAUUAUGCAGCACUUUUUACUGUCCCUGGUGGUUUCGAUCAAGACAAGGGCCUGCCAAUUUUUUUCACAAAAGCGAAAAAUGGGUGAGAGGAUCUGCAGUUGUUCAUGGUUUAUGUAGGAGGAAGUUUGGUUGCUUCUUUAUUGGGUUUGGGAACUCAGCUUUCAAUACAAGUGUCACGGUUCAAUAGUAAUGAUUUUCACAUUUCAUUGCCGUUGAAAUUUCUUCUUACAGUCACGUCCUUGUUCUAUGCUGCGGCCUUCUCAAUCACAGCAUGCUUCCAAAUCUUCAUCAUUGAGGGUGCCUUCAUAAACUCAUAUUUUGCGGUGAUGGUGCUUGCCUAUAUAUUUAUGGGCCUUGUUUACACGGACUCAUUAUACAUGACCUAUGAUUACUUGUACUACAUAACUCGUUUUUCGCUUGCUUAUAGAGGCCAGAAAAUGUAAGUCUGCAGCUGGGUUGGUACUUGUUUUAAGAUCAUGUUUGUAUUUGUGUGCAAUUUAAGUGUGACUAUACAUGUGAGACAGAUAUAUGUAUUGGAAAAGGACUGUUGAAGGAGAGUUUCUCAAGUAUUGCUAAGACAUGCUAUGAAUACAGUUAAUUAUCUUGUAUUUAAAUAAUGCACUGCUAUAGAUCUUGUUGGCAUGCUUUAGAUGUGGAAUGUAUAUGGUUCACGAGCUCUAGUUUGUUA